AUGCAUCUGAAUAGGAUAAUUCUUUCAUGUUCUUUUCGUCGGCUGCGAUUCUCAUUGAAUCAUGUUCGGACACUCUAUACAGCUCAAGCAGAAUCAUCUCCACUUCAAAUCUAUCGAAAUAAAAUCCAAGCGUACGAGUUACGUGCUGAUCCACGUCAAGAACAGUUGAUGACUAUGCUGGAUAAGUUAUAUUAUGAUCUUCAAGUUUAUGAGCCUGAAACGCGGCAGAUCGAAACGACGACUCUAUCAGAUAAAAAGAAAAACAUAUUAUCGAAAUUAACGAAUGUAUUUAAAACAUCGACGAAUACAAGUGAUUUUGUUGACAGACCUAAAUCGUUGUAUAUAUAUGGUGGUGCCGGGUGUGGGAAGAGUUUACUGAUGGACAUUUUCUAUGAAUGUGUGCCGAUUAAAGAAAAACGACGAAUUCAUUUCAAUAGUUUCAUGUUGGAAUUUCAUAAUCGUAUGCAUCGCGUUCGAAGUAACAACGCCGCAGUAUCUGAUAAUCUUCUUGGUAGUGUAGUUGAAGAAUUGUUGAAUGAAAUCUGGCUCUUAUGUUUCGAUGAAUUCAUGGUUUUGGAUAUUGGUGAUGCAAUGAUUAUCAAACGGUUGUUUGAACAUUUGUUCGCUAAGGGUAUGGUUAUGGUUGCAACAUCAAAUCGGCCGCCAGACGAUUUAUAUUAUCGAGGAUUGAAUAGAGAAUAUUUCGUACCGUUUAUCCCAUUUCUACACCAAAUGUGUGCCGUGCAUAACAUGGAUUCAUCAACUGAUUAUCGUUUAAUUGGUACUCAGGGACAUGUGCAAACUGUGUUCGACGCUCGUCGGCCAGAAACCGCAUCGGAAAUCGAUGCACUCAGUUCACGUCUAAUUGCACCAUAUGAACCUCAGCCUGGUACACUUGAUGUCAAUGGUCGGGACAUUACGGUGCCAUGGCAAGCACGUGGCGUGGCCAAAUUUUCAUUUGAACAAUUGUGUGGUCAUGAAUUUUAUUCAGCGGAUUACAUCGCGAUUGCUUCUACAUAUCAUACAUUGAUUUUAACUGAUAUACCCAAGUUAAGUCUAGAACAACGUGAUCGCAUUCGACGGUUUAUUAUUCUCGUUGACGAGUUAUACAAUAAUCAUACAAAAUUGAUUCUAUCUAUGUCUGUGGAUACAGUGAAAGAUAUCUUCAAUCCGUUGAAAGAUAAUCCACAACUAAAACGUGAAGAUCUCUUAACUAUGGAUGAAUUUCAUUCAUUCGAUCGGACUUUAUCGCGUCUAAUUGAAAUGCAAUCGAAAGAAUAUUUAGCUAAACCAAAACGCUUUGGUAACAGCACAAAAUCUCCCGAUGAAUGGUCACAAUUACAAUCGUAG
Molecule: messenger RNA, 1350 nt
Organism: Adineta ricciae
Lineage: Eukaryota; Metazoa; Rotifera; Eurotatoria; Adinetida; Adinetidae
Source: the annotation of a GenBank genome assembly